Messenger RNA from Peronospora matthiolae, 207 nucleotides. NCBI's taxonomy places the organism in Eukaryota, Oomycota, Peronosporomycetes, Peronosporales, Peronosporaceae. The record is from the annotation of a GenBank genome assembly.
AUGCUUGAACGGGUGCGGAACCCGGAAAGCCAGGUUCUUGGGCACGCGCAGACUGAGACGCAGCCGCGUCCGAUGUCGCUGGCGCGUCGAGAAAGGGAAGGUCGACCUAUGAGCCUUUGUGUCCGAGGACGGAUCCAACCCGUGAAGCGUAGCUGGACGACACACCUUGAGCCGCCUGACGUAAAACGUCGGCUGAAGUCGCAGUGA